Melanaphis sacchari is the source of this 3789-nucleotide messenger RNA. RefSeq lists its product as uncharacterized. NCBI's taxonomy places the organism in Eukaryota, Metazoa, Arthropoda, Insecta, Hemiptera, Aphididae. The transcript has 9 exons. Bases 212 to 1945 code for a protein of 577 amino acids. The record is from RefSeq and is a predicted model, not a curated record.
GUGUGUUGCCCAUGGAUACUCUACUUCACGCAUUGCACACAUAUGUGCGCACGCGCAUAUGCUGGUAUACUUGUUUCAUUUUUACUAAGUAUAAAUGGUUGAAAUGUCAAUCAAACCGAACGUUUCCUGCAAAAACUUCAAUCCUGGAUAAUACAAUGGAGGUUGAUGAGACUGCCUGUCCAAAUGCAAACAAUUGUCUUGGAAUGUAUACAUGGAUAUAAGGUGGUUAGGUUUGGUGUACAUAAUAAUGUUAUCUAGCUGCAAUUUACAGAGUGUUGAACAAGAAGAAGAUAAUUUAAUAGACUCCAUGCACAACUAUACAAAUUUGAAAAUAUUUUUGUGGUCCGGUUCCGGAGAUGGUUCAAAUGAACCAACAGAAAUAUCAACCACUAAAAAAGUUCCAAUUUAUUCUGAAAAUCCCGAGGAUUGUAUAGGCGGACAAGAUUGUAAUAUUCAACCUACGACGUCUAUUACGCCACAACUCGGGGUUAUUGACAUCCCACAAACUGCCGAAAUACCAAACAAAGAAUAUUGGAUAGUAACAGAAUUAAAUUUUAACUCGCCAACGGAUGUUCAUAUUUCCAUACCAGUCAUAAAAGAAAAAUUGGCCAUCCUCUACACGAUUGCUUUUACAAGACAACAGGCUCGGCAUCUCGGACUAAACUCAAAUUGGACCGAGGAUGAAGUAAAUUCUGAUCGGAAUCGAAGAUGGGAUACAAACGAAAAACCAAUUAAAGUCAGAGUAGACGUUCUAUCCGUAUUGAACAAAUUGGAUUUGGUUUAUUUUGUUAGCGUAAAUGACCAUCCCGUGUCUGCUGCAACGGCAGUACGUGACAUGAGCCUUGUUACGACACGGGAAGCUACAGAUCAUUUGGGAUAUGCUGUAAAAAUCAAAGCCCGCCCUUACCUGGAUGGAUUACAGUUUCAAAGAGUGCAAGGUCUAAGCUAUGGCGAGAUUUGGGUUUUCAUUACCGCAACAUGUAUAAUUGUACUAGUACUUGUAACUGGCAUAGUCGUAGCACAUAAGAAAAAAAGAAGAAAAAAUAGCAUUAGCUCCAACAGGACUAACAUGGCGUUUUGUGAAGAUCAAACACCUCAUCACGAUGUAAAAACAGAAGCUACGUCUACUGAAGAUAUUGGUGCUCUUCACACGCCCGAACCAAAGCCAAGAAAUAGAAAUAAAAUUUCAAAUUCAUUGCUUUCAAUGCAAGCAGUUAAUAAAUUUCAAAAAGAUUCAAUACCUGGGCCGUUAACAGAUGUACUAGAUGGACUUAAAGUAAAUGAAAAUAAAAAUGUACGCACAAUGACAAGGCACGAGAGUAUUGGUGGUCAAGAUCCUGGAGUGGUUGGACCUAUAGUUUGGGAUUUACAUUGUAAACAAAUGAAAGUGAAAAGUAAUGAACAGGAUGACGAUUCGUGUUCAAGCUUUGACGCUUUCAACGCCAUGGAUACUAACGUCACAAAAAUGCGACAAAAAUUUCAUGAAUUACUUGACGAUGCAUUCACGUUGUUCGGUAGUCGAAACUCGAGUUUGAACAGCGACGAAAGUAACCCGUCGAUAAGUAACCAUGAACAGAGAUCAAAAUCAGCUCCAUUUAGGUGUUCCGCCGCUUCCAGCGGACGUCCGACCGGCCGGCCAAAGACGUCGGCGGAGUCGAGCGGCCGGGCCGCGGACGACGACCAACACGCGGCGUCGGCGGCGGCGGUGUCGGCGACGAGCCCGUGCUGGGCGCUGUCGCCGGGCGAGGCGUGGGCCGGUUCGGACCAGUCUGUGUUCGUGCCGCGGCCGCUGAGCGCGGGCCCGUUCCACCGGCCGGCCGUGCGCGCCGAGUUCAUCAGCUCGGACGCCAAUCUGUCCCCCCAGGACCCCGCCGUGCCGCUCAUCGAGGCCAUACGAAAGGAACUGGACAGAUUCCCUUCGCCGCACGCCGACUCGUCUCGGUGACUCAUACCUAUGUCAUAUUAUACACACGCGCGCCCCGCCGCCGCGUACGAUUCUGUGCCGAUCAAUUAUUAUUAUUAUUAUUAUUAUUAUUAUCGCCUGUGCGCGCACGUACACAAUAUUAUACUUGUUCGAUGUGGAUUAAUCCGCUUCGACUGCACCCGUGCGACGAACCCCUCGUGUCGUCGCCGCCGCCACUGCCGCCACCACACGCAGAGACGAUGAUUCAUCGCCGCUUGACGAUCGAUGAUAAUACGAUUAUUAUUACCUAUAUGAUUUCAUAUUAUUAUUAUUAUUAUUAUUAUUGGCCUUGGACCUCCUUCGACAGUUUUACGCGGUGACGUAUACGUGUAGCGUGUAAUUUUUUUUUACCCCGUACUACGUGAACGCCUGUACGUUGGUUCCCGUCAAUUACCAAAUCGGUUCCCGGACAGUUUUCCGGUGACAUACGAAUCCGUUCCGAAAAUCUUACGUUAUGGAUUACGAAACCGCGUCGAACUUGACUUUUUCAAUCGUAACUGCGUAGUUCUAUAUUAUAGAUCUUCAUGACUACAUAUAGACUUAAGCCCAGAACACUAGGCUGCGGGUCUAGCCGAUCAAACGUGUUACUUAAGUCAGUCCAUAUAAUACCUAUAUAGGUACAAUAUAAGAACGAUUUAUAAACUAUAUUUUCCGUAUUUGUCGGAAUAACGAUAACAUAGGUAUGUAAAAUAAUUUGAACAUAAUUUAAAUAAAUAUUGAUAAAAAAAUAACGUUGCUCACAUUAUUUACGAAUUGUUCGAAUAAUUAUAGUAUAAGCUUGACAUCGUUUGGCAGUCAUUCAAUUUUCACAUCUGUUCGUCGAUUGACUUUUCCGAUUUCUGCUAUUUUUCUUGAAUUUAAGUGUGGUCUUUUUGUCUUUGGUCCGUUUCACAUUGAAUUUAUUUUCAAUAAAAAAAAAAACACAUUUGAGCGGAGGAAUAAAAUUCUAAAUCAAAUUUUCCGUCUAACAAUACGUAAAUGUUUGUAAUUUGUUUUGGAGUAAAUAAAAAUUCAGCUCACUUGUUUAAUGGAAAAUCACAACCAUUACAUCUAUAUUUACGCGAUGGUAUUCUUUUAAUUUCAAAAUCUAUUUCUAUUUUAUUUUAAAUAGGUGAUUGCAGUAAUAAAUUCCAAAUAGUUCUAUUCUACUAACGGAGGUUCGCGAAGCUUACAACUUUACUAUAAUAUUAUACAAUAUAUUUAGUUUAAAAUAUGUUGCAACAAACAUAAAUUAUUCUAAUUUCUAAUGAAAAAUAUGGUCAACCCGACUCACUGGGUCAAGUAAUUUCUAUAUAACGUAAUAUUAUCGUUUGGCACUAACUUAAUUUCAAACCAGUUUAAGUUUUAUUUAGAAGUUUGCUUAAGUCAAUAAUAGUCGUGUUUUUUAAAUUUGGUCACAUUGCUCAUUUGAAUAUAAUAAAUUAAAUUUUUUUCAAUUUAAUUUUAGUUAUUGAACUCUUGUUGUGCGCGUUUUAGCAUAAGUUUAAACAAAUCAAAUACAUAUUUUUAAAAACUCUUCAAAAAAUUUACCCAUAUACGCUAAGUACAUUUAUAUAAUGUAAAUUUAAACGGAGUCAAGAGCAAUAAAAUUAGUAUACAUUUUAAAUUAUAUGAAAAUAAUUUAAAUUUUAAAUAUUAAAAAAAUCAGCGAUUCAUCUGAUUUCCUCAUUUGCAAGUUUUAUUUGACAAAAUAUAAGAUGGAUAGAGAGGAAGUUAAAAGAGGAGAAAUCUUGUAUAAUUCAUACAUACGAAAUGUGUUAUGUAAAAAAUUCCAAUAGUAUUAACAUUUUAAAAGAACAAUUCCAAGAUUCGUAUAAAAAAUAGGU